Suillus subalutaceus is the source of this 1096-nucleotide messenger RNA. RefSeq lists its product as uncharacterized. Gene Ontology annotation, molecular function: thioredoxin-disulfide reductase (NADPH) activity. The transcript is spliced from 5 exons. Gene Ontology annotation, biological process: removal of superoxide radicals. Gene Ontology annotation, cellular component: cytoplasm. Lineage: Eukaryota; Fungi; Basidiomycota; Agaricomycetes; Boletales; Suillaceae. Bases 1 to 1014 code for a protein of 337 amino acids. The record is from RefSeq and is a predicted model, not a curated record.
AUGACCCCACUCACAAACGCAAAAGUCCCAAAGAGCACAAAGAUGCAUUCAAAAGUCGUUAUAAUUGGGUCAGGUCCUGCAGGACACACCGCCGCUGUAUACCUUGCGCGCGCGAACAUCAACCCUGUCCUCUUUGAGGGCUUUAUGGCAAACGGUUUCGCUGCCGGUGGCCAGCUUACCACGACCACAGAUGUCGAGAACUACCCCGGUUUCCCAUCUGGCAUCCUUGGUCCAGAGCUCAUGGAUAAGUUCCGUGAGCAGUCCAUUCGCUUCGGAACGCAGAUCAUCACAGAAACCGUUUCCAAGAUCGAUCUCUCUGCACGCCCCUUCCGUUAUUGGCGGGAGGGUGAGGAACACGAUGAACCAGAAACUGCUGAUACUAUCAUUAUCGCGACUGGUGCGAGCGCGAAGAGGUUAGGACUCAAGGGCGAGGUCACAUACUGGCAAAGCGGCAUCAGCGCAUGCGCAGUUUGCGAUGGUGCCGUCCCUAUCUUCAGGAAUCAACCGCUAGCUGUUAUCGGUGGUGGUGAUUCUGCAGCAGAAGAAGCCACCUAUCUGACAAAAUACGGCUCCCACGUCUACGUCCUCGUCCGCCGUAGCGAACUCCGCGCCUCUAAAAUCAUGGCCAAGCGCCUCAUGAAUCACCCCAAGAUUACAGUCCUUUGGAACACCGUCGCAACCGAAUGCCAAGGCGACGGCGACCUCCUCAAAAACCUCCGCAUUAAAAACGUAACGACAGGCGAAGAGCGCGAUCUACCCGUGCGCGGACUCUUCUAUGCAAUCGGACAUGAACCAGCCACGUCCCUCGUGCGCUCGCAGCUGCAAACGGACCCCGAUGGGUAUAUCAUCACUGUCCCUGGAACGACGCAGACGAGCGUUAAGGGCGUGUUUGCUGCCGGUGAUGUGCAGGAUAAGAGGUAUAGACAGGCUAUCACUAGUGCAGGGAGUGGGUGCAUGGCUGCGCUUGAGGCGGAGAGGCUCAUUACUGAGGAGGAGGAGGGUGUAGAGGAUUAGAAAAUCAGUAAGAUUUAGAUGCGUAUACCGCUGCAAUGAUUUUCGCCACAGUGAAAUUAUCCACCAUCCAGGCAUGUUUGAC